Molecule: messenger RNA, 3839 nt
Organism: Belonocnema kinseyi
Lineage: Eukaryota; Metazoa; Arthropoda; Insecta; Hymenoptera; Cynipidae
Gene: Drep4
Product: DNA fragmentation factor subunit beta
Exons: 7
Coding region: 375-1616 (413 amino acids)
Biological process (GO): apoptotic DNA fragmentation; apoptotic process
Cellular component (GO): cytoplasm; nucleus
Molecular function (GO): DNA endonuclease activity
Source: RefSeq, a predicted model, not a curated record
CGGCGACGCGCUGUCCUGUGGACGUCUUUUGGUAGAAGAGUGAAUCAUUCCUCUUUUAUUUAUGAAAAGAGAAAAAACAAAGUUUAGCAAGUUUUUAUAAUGUGAUCCUUUGUUUGAUAAAAGUGAAUGGUUCGUGAUUUAUAUGACUCAGUGCAUUCUAAGUAACAUCUUUAGCAGUGUAAUUUUAAAAUUAUUUAAAAGUUUUUUUGUUUUUGUAAUCAUCAGCAGUAUUUAAUUACUUUCGACAGUAAUUUACUUAUCUCUUAGGUAAAAAACCUAAGAAAUAAAGUGCACAUUUAAAAAUCCAUUAAAAAAAUUAUAGGAAAAUUGCAACGACUGGAAAAAGGGGUUGCAAGGCACGUGUCGUAGAAAGCAUGCUAGGUGUUCGUAAUUAUUUUCGAAGGCCAAUCGACGUACCGGAAAAAACUGAGACAAAGGGAUUUAAAGUUACAAAUGCAUCUCGAACGAGGAAAGUUGGAAUUGCCUGCCGCAGUUUGGAGGAGCUUAAGGAAAAGGCUUCUAUCAAAUUAAAAAUUUCGGAAAAGCUGGAAGAUAUUAGUGUUUUUUUGCUUGACGGAUCCGAGAUAGACAACGAAUAUUUCCUGACUUUAAAGCCGCAAACCAUACUAAUUGUGCAUAAACCAGGAGAAAGAGUAAAAACUGAUGCAGAUUUGCUUUACGAAACACUGCGAAGAGUGAAUGUCGAAUUUCUCACGACUGGCGAUCAGAUAACAAAGUUCCUCUCUGAUAACCUUAAAGCAAAGAUAGCAAUUUUAAAUGGUAUUUUAAAUAAGGAUGAUUCCAAGACUUAUUUUAGUUCCCGGACUGAUCAUCCAGAAUGGUUUCGAGGAUUGGGUCCCAAUUUUACCUCUAAAGAAGCAUAUAUGCAUCGUAGAUGUCAGGACAGAAUGAGAGGCUAUCUUUUCAAGGCAGAGGAACAAAUUAAAUCUUCGGAAAUUUUUACUACCAAUCGAAGAGCUAGGCAGAAUUUAUUGCGAGCUAUAGCCUUUUUCAGGUUACAACUCAAAGAAGACCAUUACAAUGGUCAUUACUUUGACAGAAGUAAAGUUAAUAAAGUUAAAAUUGAGAAUGAAAAUGCAAAUGCAAAUGAAGGUGAAAAUGAGACGGAUGAGACUGACAGUGCCUCUAAUUCCUGUUACGACCACUGUCCCUGCAAAUUGAACACCACCGAUUACCUCAGUUUCUUUGAAAUAGAAUCUGAUCAAGUAGAUGCUAAGAGGAUAAAACAGGUUGACGAGGAGGAUCUUCAGUGGUACUAUAAAAUCACUCCAAGCAAGGAAAGAAAAUUGAUCACUCUUUGUGAUCAAAAAGGUGAAUUUAAAUGCGAUGGAGUUUGGAAUAAGGAUCAAUGUAUGUAUGAAGGAAAACACAGGAUUAAUCCUUAUCGAUCUAAAGAAGAAGUAAUACUUUUCUCUACUUGGAAUCUUGACCACAGAAUUGAACGGUCCAGAACUUUGGUACCACAGCUGUUGGAAUUAUCACAAGAAGAAACUUUGAGUGAAAAAGAUGUUGUCAACAUUUAUGAAAACCUAUUCACAGUUAAAAAUUUAAGGCUCGUGCAUAUUGUGUGUCACGAUAAAGGUGCGCACAAAUAAUUAUAUCGGAAAAAACGUAAAUUUUACUGGAAACGAGAGACCUGAAGAUAUGAUAUAAAUAAUCAAAAAUUAUCAUUUAAUUUGGCAGGAAUAGAUCUCAGUUGUAGUUUUUCUAGAAUUUGAUAGAAGUGGGUAGCACUUAUACCCUGAAUUAUAUAUAUUAGGCAUUAGGGUAGUCCAAAGUAUUUUUUUCUCUCGAAUUUUUCGGCAUAUCUCCCCAAAAUUGGUUUAAAUUCGGAAAAGCAUAGUGUGUUUAUUAUUAUUAUUUUUCAAAAAAAUAUAUUUAGAGAAUUCUUAAAGGAAAUUGAAAAAAAAAUUAAAUUUAAAAAAGUCAAAUUAUGUAACGAAAUUGCACAACAAGGCUUAAAAAGAAGUUCGUAUGAAUCGAGUUGAAACUCAAGAUUUUUCUUCAAAUGUAUCCAUAGAAAAGGAGUCGAAAAUUUCUUUUGAAAUAUCACCCAAGUUUGUUAUACAGGGUUAAAAAUACACUUAUAAGUGAAAAAUUGGGCUUUUCGGGUUUUUGGCGCUAAUUAUGACUUUUGCCAUUCUUAAAAUAACAAUUUUUUCUAAGACAUCAAGUACUACUCAAUAUUGAUAAUUAUAUGUUUAAAUAAAUAGUUUAAAGCAAUUUUCGAUUAGAAUAGAGUUAGAAAGUCGUGGUUUUAGGAAUUUUUCAACUUGAUAACUUUUCAGUUAAAUCGAGGGAAAAUUAAUGUAAACAGAAAUAACACCAAGACAAAAAAAAUAAAUUGAACAGAAAUAAUGGUUUAAACCAAUUUUCAUUAUUUAGUACAAUAUUCUCUUAGAAUAAUUCUAGAAAGUUGCAGUUUUUUAAACAAAAUUUUACACUUUUUAUCUACUUUUUGAUUAAAGUAGGGUAAGAAUUAAUCCAAAUUAACAAAAAUAACAAAUAAAUAAAUAAUUAUAACUAAUAAAUAAUAAUUAGUAUUAUCUUCUUUGAAGAAUGCACUUGUGAGUUUUUUGUGGCGCUCUAUAAAAUAGACUUAUGUGGAUGAUGUUUAAAAAGUAAUCAUUCACUUGUAUUCUAUAGCUGUUUUUAAAGAUAAAUGUUAAGUUUCAACUCAAUCACCUAAUAUUGACGAUCCUGAAUUAUAUUGACAAAAACAUUUUUUUCUCCUAUAAUACGUGUUAAACUUCAUGGGGUUUGCGGAACCUCUAAAUAUCAUUUUUUAGAACAAUUAUUUCUUUGUGGGUUCGAACAAAUUUGGGAUCGAUAUGCAUGGAAAUUCGACCGAAAAAAAAAUUUCCAAUGAAUUUUUGGACCACCUUGAUGUACAUAAAAUUACACAUAGAGCACAUAACAAAAUACGUAAAGCAUGUCCAAAAAUGAUUAAGAAAGCUAAGAAAAUCAAAUAGUAAAAAUGUAAGUGAGAGAUGAAGUUGAAUCAAAUUAAUUUAAUUUAAAUUUGUAUGGACAAUGGUUUAUGUAUAAGCCUAUUGCUUUUAAUUUUUUUUCAAAGUAAAACCAAGGAAUAUGCUCGACUCGACACCUUCUGGUGGUUGCUUUCUUAUCAAAAAUAAAAAUGAUGAUCGAAUGUAUAAUUUUACAUUUUAAUGUAGCAGGGUAAAGUUUAGUGAUGCCACCCGAGCGACAUUUUUCGAUACUGAGACGAUAGCGAUACGAUACCUUCCAGUCUCGGAUUUGUAUCGAUCGGUUUUGUGUCGUAUCGGAAAAAUAUCGAAAAGUGUUGUCUCGUAUCGGUAUCUUAUCGAAGUAAUUUUAAAGCACUCACUGAAAUAGUUAUUGGUUUCAUUCAAAGAAACUGAAACUUGUUUCAAUUCAAUUUUCAAAUGAAAUCUUUUACAUGGACAGAUAAAACUUUGUUUACUUUAAACGAAAGUUUUUUUAAAAUAAGUUUUCCUACUUUUUAUUUGUUGAUCAAGAGGCACAAAGAUAUUCCUCAACUUCUAUUUUACACAAAUCCCGUUUUAUGUUUAAUGUUAGCUUAUUUAUUUAUCUUAUAAUUAGUGGAAGUUUAAGAGUUAUUUAGAAAUUUUUUAAUUAUUUAAGAAUAAUUUAAAUCUUAAAAAUAUCGCAAUAAAAUUUACAUAAAAAGUACAUUUUUAAAGAUAGCGAGCAACACAUUCAGAAGCUUUUCAAGCUUUUUGAAAGGUUUCAAGAAAAUGAUCAAAUUUCUUCAGUUUCAUAGAAAAAUUUUAUUAAUAAUUUUUUUAAAUUUGGAAAACAAUGAUUUUUAAUAU